Messenger RNA from Entrophospora sp. SA101, 1200 nucleotides. The record is from the annotation of a GenBank genome assembly. Lineage: Eukaryota; Fungi; Glomeromycota; Glomeromycetes; Entrophosporales; Entrophosporaceae.
AUGUCGAAACGAAGUAAAAAAAAAGUUGAAAUAGAUUCUCCAGUUUUGCCAAAGACACAAUUUGGUAAAAUAACACACAAAAAUGAAAUAUCAACCGCAAUGGAAGUUGAUGAAAAAAUAUUGGAACGUCGAAUUUAUCUUCCUGGACAAAAAUUAGAGAAAGACGAAGUUCUUGAAGCUGAUCAAUCGGUAUAUGAAAUGCUGCAUUCCAUGAGUGUUAAAUGGCCAUGUCUAAGUUUUGAUAUUUUGCAUGAUAACUUGGGAGAAGAUAGAAAAAUGUAUCCAGCAACAGUAUAUCUUGUUGGAGGAACACAGGCAGAUAAACCAAAAAAUAAUGAAUUAAUGAUAAUGAAAAUAUCUCAAUUACAUAAAACACGAAACAAUCCUAUCUUGGAACAUAAGAGCCUAAAACAUUAUGGAGGUGUAAAUCGCGUUAGGGCUAUGCCACAAGAACAUAGUUCUAUUGUAGCUACUUGGUCAGAUACUGGUAAAGUUCAUAUAUGGGACAUAAAGCCAGCAUUAGAUAGCAUAGAAAUAGCUGGUAAACAAAUACCAUCAAAUGCAUCAAAGCCAUUAUACACAGUGGAAACUCAUAGUGCUGAGGGAUUUGCCAUGGACUGGUCACGGACUGUAACUGGAAGAUUAAUAACUGGUGAUAUGCGUUCAAAUAUAUAUCUUACAACGAAGUCUCAAUCCACAUUUAAAGCAGAUUUCGUGCCGUUUGUAGGACACACGGCAUCGGUAGAAGACUUACAAUGGUCGCCAUCAGAAAAUAGCGUGUUUGCGAGUGCGUCUGUUGAUAAAACAAUAAGAAUAUGGGAUAUAAGAAAAAAGAAAGAUGCUUUAUUUGAAUACUUAAUUGCGUCUGGAUCAGAUGAUGGUAUUAUAAGCAUAUGGGAUUUACGAACAUUUGUAAACAAUAAUACAAAACCUAUACCAGUUGCAUCAUUCAAAUGGCAUUCAGCCCCAAUUACUUCAAUUGAAUGGCAUCCAACAGAAGAAUCAGUAUUGGGUGUAUCUGGAGCCGAUGAACAAAUAACCAUAUGGGAUCUUUCAGUUGAAAAUGACCCCGAAGAAGAUUCUUCAAACAAAAUUGUUGGCAACAAUGGUGUCACUAUUCCUUCACAAUUAUUAUUUAUUCAUCAGUGUGAUAUUUUGACAAUGACAAUAGUUGGACCUUUAUUAUCACAUCGCUUAUGA